Molecule: messenger RNA, 1290 nt
Organism: Colletotrichum karsti
Lineage: Eukaryota; Fungi; Ascomycota; Sordariomycetes; Glomerellales; Glomerellaceae
Product: centromere binding protein B
Exons: 1
Coding region: 1-1290 (429 amino acids)
Source: RefSeq, a predicted model, not a curated record
AUGGCCGACCACGACCCUCACCCGCAUCCUCAUCCUCACGCUCACGCCCACUCGCACUCGCACUCUCACUCUCACCCUCAUAACCCCCACGACGCGCCACACGACACCGCUCACGACCUCCACCCCUCCGACCCGGAUGCCAGCACCCUCAACGGCCCCGGCGCUCCUCCGGACGGCGUAGACUCCCCGAUGUCGACACCGAAGGAGCGUCACUCCCUUACCCUCGACCAGCGUCGCGCGCUCCGCCGCUGGGCCAACGCGCAGACCCUUCGUCCCAGUCACAAGGCCUGCAUAGACUGGUUCUACAACCAAUACGGACAGCACAUCUCCCAAUCGACCGUAUCCCACUCUCUCAGCCCCAAAUACUCCCGGUUGGACGGAGACAACCCCCAACUGAGCGGCUCGCGACUGCGCUUCGGCAACUGGCCUGAUGUCGAGAAGCUCGUGCUGCGGUGGUACCAGCAGGUCCAAGCCACGGGCCGCCACCCGACGAACGAGGAGCUCGGCGAGAAAGCAAAGGCCAUCUUCACGGCUCUGCCGCGGUACAAGGACGAGACGCCGCCGGAAUUCUCCCCGGGCUGGAUUCACAGGUUCAAGAAGCGCUACGGUCUGCUGAUCAGGCGCCAGCGUCGACACGGCGAAGGCGGACUCAACGCGGCCGACGACAUCGGCUACCUCGCCGACUGCGUCCCGCGACUGAUGGCCCUCUCCGCCGAGACCAGCCCCGCCGCCAUCCGCGAAUCCGUCAUGCGCGCGCUGGGCGUCGAGGCGAGCCUGCAGACCUGCGCUCUCGUGCGCGACGAGGUGCUGCGCCGGUUGAGCGCGGGCCCCGGCUCGGCGGGCGCCAUGUCCCCGACCUCCGCCGCGGCGGUCACGGCCCCGGACCCGCACAGCGCCGACGCGAGCAUGGUCGCGCCCCCCGGCAGCGACACCCCGAUGUACGGCGAAGAAGACCCGGACAUUGUCCUGCAGAACGCGCUGAGGCAGCUGCAGCAGGAGGAGGCGGAGGCGGAGGCGACAGCCGCGGCCGCGAGGGAGGAGCGGGAGCAGCGGGAGCGCGUGCAGGGAACGGCCGCGGCCGCGCUCGCGACGCCCGCCAUCCAGCGAGCCGUCUCGUCGGCGUCGAGGUUCGCCCCGUCCACGCCCGAGCUCAACCUGACGCCCAUUAAGAACGACGAUCCGGUCUCGGCCAACGAGCGGCCCCUGCGGUGUCCGUUCUGCGUGAACCAGAGGAUGCUCCGUACCAUUAAGGAGGCGGUGGAGCACAUGUCUACCCACGUCGUUGUGUAA